CUUUGAUAUGAGUAAAAAGAAUACUAAGCGUAAAUAAAACAACAAGGUAGAGAAGGACGACGAUUACAGCGACAUCUUUGAGGACAUCCAACCUGUAUUGCCAAUUAUAAAAAAAAAAUCAAAAGAGCAACAACAAACAAACUAAAUUCAGUUUGAGUCCAUUCGCAACCAAGAAUAGGCUAAUCUCAUUCGAUGCCCAAUAGAAUCCAUCAAUAUUGAAUAAGUUGAUUAUUCCCACCAAUAAUUUAGAUUCUGCAGGACAUUUUGUAUGAGUCUUCCAAAGAGUCCCAAUACUCCAAGACUCUCAAGCAAAUACUUCUCAUGGGACAACGAGAAUUGAAAGACAAACAAAAAUAUUACUAAUUUAAAUGGCAAUCAUUAGGUCACUCAAAUAUCAAUCGCUAAGAAUAUCAACGACAAGAGUAGAUGCUCAAAGAACAAUAAUCCAAAGACAUUGCUGAAAUUCAAAAUAAUGUUAUUGCUGAAUUAGGAAGGAAGAGAGUCAAAGGAUUUCAGUAAAGAGAAGAUAUCCUGGAUGAAUUUAGAAUUAAUUUUAUGAAGAAAAGACAUCUCACACCCGAUGGACCUGUGAUGGAGGAAUUCCAAUUUUAUGUCGAUCCUGAAGAAGCUAAUCGAUUGAAGAGAGAUCAAAUUUAAUUGUUGGAAAAACUUAUGGAAGAAUCACAUCUGAUUCCAGAAAAUCAUCCAUUAGAAUUGAAAAGAUACUAUAGUUAACCAGAAAAUGCAGGACACCAACCACGUUAUCUACAAAGAACCUAAAGUAAUUAUAUUUAAAAGUAUUAUCUACAUAUAAUCUUAGUAAUAAUGAAUAACAUUAGAGUGAUAUUUAAAAAUUACAAAUAUUUCCAAAAUUGCAGAUUGACAAAAUCAUUAAGGAAAAGAUGGAAAAUAUGACACCUAAGAAAAUUGAAGUAAGUGUUUCUAAAAUAACCCAAGCUUGAAGGAACUGCUCAAACUUGAUGAGUAAGAUAUUCAAGUCAUUCCCAGAAAUGUUAGAGUCAUGCUUUUAGAUUCCAAAUCAGAUGAAUUAUACACCGACAAGGAUUUCCAAUUGGAUUAGGCUGAAAGAUAUAUCGAAGUCUUUAAUUAAUUGAAGGUUUUUAUUUUUUAUUUUACAUCAAUAGAACCAAAACUUCUAUGAAUUGGAUUUGGAAAAGAUGUUAGAACUUACAAUUUAUAUUGUGAAUAAUACUCAUUAUCAGCAAAAGUUUAAGUUGUCCGAAGACAGAAAAUAAGUUACACCCAGAGAAUUGUUGAAUUAUAUUGAAAAAUUAUAAAGAUUAUGA
Paramecium octaurelia is the source of this 1307-nucleotide messenger RNA. The record is from the annotation of a GenBank genome assembly. NCBI's taxonomy places the organism in Eukaryota, Ciliophora, Oligohymenophorea, Peniculida, Parameciidae.